Messenger RNA from Cloeon dipterum, 1458 nucleotides. It is a transcript of the gene Ost48, whose product is annotated as dolichyl-diphosphooligosaccharide--protein glycosyltransferase non-catalytic subunit Ost48. The transcript has 7 exons. Gene Ontology annotation, cellular component: endoplasmic reticulum membrane; oligosaccharyltransferase complex. NCBI's taxonomy places the organism in Eukaryota, Metazoa, Arthropoda, Insecta, Ephemeroptera, Baetidae. Bases 29 to 1363 code for a protein of 444 amino acids. The record is from RefSeq and is a predicted model, not a curated record.
ACCAGUGCCACCGUCACUUGUUGUAAACAUGGCGGCGUUGCGAUCAGGGGUUGUACUGUUUCUUGCUGGUUUUUUGGCUCUCGCCGCCAAUGUCCAGCUCGCGUCCGCGGGUGGUAACACACUCGUCCUUCUGGACAACCUGGUCAUCAAAGAGACGCAUUCCAUUUUCUUCAAGUCGCUUUCAGACCGAGGAUACAAACUCAACUUCAAACUCGCGGACGACGCUAAUUUGAACAUCAAGAAGUACGGCGAGUAUUUAUACGAGCACAUCGUCAUCUUUGCCCCAUCCGUGGAGGAAUUCGGCGGAACCCUUAGCGUCGAGGCCCUCACAGAGUUCGUCGAUGAUGGAGGCAACUUGCUCGUUGCUGGCAGCUCAUCGUCAAGCGAUAUUUUGCGAGAGUUGGCCUCUGAGUGUGGGUUCGAGGUGGAUGAGGAGGGUGCAUCUGUGAUCGACCACCUCAACUACGACAACAAUGACAAGGGAAAGCACACUUUGAUCGUGGCCGAAGCCUCAAGCCUUAUCAAUGCACCUGUGAUUGUUGGAACCAAAAAUAUUCCGCCCCUGCUGUUUGAGGGCACCGGACUGGUUGCGGACAAGGAGAACCCGCUGGUGCUGCACAUCCUCACGGCCAGCAGCUCUGCCUACUCUUACAACCCCGACCAAGCCAUCAAGGAAUACCCUCACGCUGUUGGCAAGAAUACCCUUCUGAUCGCCGCCUUGCAGGCGAGAAACAGCGCCAGGGUCGUGUUCUCUGGCUCCCUCUUCUUCUUCUCUGAUGAAGCCUUCAACUCUCCCGUUCAGAAGGCAGGAGGUGGCCAGCUGCACAAGAGGUCUGGCAAUCAGGAGGUGGCGACCGCGCUGAGCAAGUGGGCGUUCAAGGAGACGGGUGUGAUUAGGGUGAAGGGUGUUAGCCACCACAAGGCCGGUGAGAAGAACUCUCCUGCCGCAUACACCAUCACCGAGGACAUGGUUUACACGAUCGAAAUCGAGAAGCUGCAGGUCGGCCAGUGGGUGCCUUUCGACGCUGAUGACAUACAGCUCGAAUUUGUCCGCAUCGACCCAUUCAUCCGCAAGAAUCUGGCCAAGAAGCCUGGCGGCAAGUACGAGGCGCGCUUCACGAUUCCAGACGUGUAUGGCGUCUUCCAACUCAAGGUCGACUACAACCGCAUUGGCUACACUCACCUGUUCAGCACCACUCAGGUGUCCGUGCGGCCCCUUGAACACACACAGUACGAGAGAUUCAUUCCCAGCGCCUUCCCAUACUAUUUCAGCGCAUUCAGCAUGAUGGUUGGCGUGUUUCUUUUCAGCAUAGUGUUCCUUCAUUACAAGGAAGAACCCAGCAAGUCUAAGAAGGAGCAAUAAGCGGUGUUAUUGUUAUGAAUUUGAGGGCAAAUGAUUUUCGUGUGUUUGAAGUGUUUUGUAUGAACUAUGAGAAUAAAUAAUGAUCUUUAAAGCUA